ACCCGGAAGCAGAUUCCCGGAUUGAAGGGCCGUUUCCCCGGAGAGGGUUUCACUGUUUCUCGUUCAAACUCUCUCGUAGGUGCCCCUAGCGCUCUGUCCUCCGCACCCAGAGGCAGGGGACCCGCGGACGUCGCAGUCCCCGCCCGCGGGCAGCCCCGCCUAGUCCACAGGCGCUCUGCUGCCGGGUCCGGAGGGAAGCUGGCCUUCCAGGAAGAAGGCCAGACUCAGGGACCAUGCCCUGCCUCCCAGCCCUCCAAAGCUCCACCUGUUCUGAACAUUGAGACUGGAGCACAUUCUCAGUCCUGACUGUCUUGCCGCACUUUCUGCCAUCUUCGUCUACCCUACAGCAAAGAGGUAAAGGACAGCAACGGGAGAGAAAAAGAAACACUGCAAGUGGGGCAUAGGUGAAAGCAAGGGCUCCCAGAAGAUCAUCAGCAGAUGAGACUUUCCAGGAAGAGAGGAGUCCUGGUCCAGGGCAUCUCUGCCACCCCAUCCCCAUCCCCUGGACAUCUCACAGGAGUAAGGACCUCCCUGGAGGGCAGACUGGACCGUUGAUCCAUUCCCUGCUCCCCUACAAGGAAUGUUUAAAUCUGCCUUGAAGUCAAAACCUAACGUCAUCCCAUGGACAUUGCCGUAUUAUUUUUCCUAGUUCUUCCUUCCUUCUCCUUGGAUUCUUCCAUAUGCUCUUGGCAACUCAGAAGGUUUGAUUGAAAGAACCAGCCUCCUUGCUGGGUGACUCAGAGGAAGAUAAAAGGAAACAGUACGCAGAAUCCUGCUAUCACCUCCAUCCCCGGACAUUUAAAUAACCCUCUUGAUCCUCAGCCCCCUCAAAUCACCUGGAAGAUUAAAUUCCUCAUCACAGUGCCUGCAUACAGCGGGCAGAGAGCAGAGCUUGAGACGCACCCUGGCACUACUUGCCUCUGUGAUGCUGAAGACAUUCUCCUUCCUGUGUAUUACAGAGACAAUUCAAAUUUCCAGAGUUGUAAACUUUGGAAGAUGCUCGUUGAACAUUCUGCACUAUGGAGACGUGUACCUGACACCUUACAGGCUUUGCCUGCUUAGUACAUGGAUUGUCAGUGAGUGAAAACCCAGAGCAAGACUGCUGGCAACAGAGUUAUUGACAAUGCAGCCACUGGAAUCUGUGACAUUCGAAGAUGUAGCCAUAGACUUCAGCCAGGAGGAGUGGGCCCUGCUGGACACAUCCCAGAGAAAGCUCUUCAGAGAUGUGAUGCUGGAAAAUAUCAACCACCUGGUCUCUGUAGGGUAUCAUCAUAGCAAAUCGGAUGUGAUUUUCCACUUGGAACAAGGUGAAGAGCUGUGGUUUGAAGGAAGAGGAUUUUUCCAAAGCCACAGUCCAGGCAGGGAAAGUGCCCUUAAAGAAGAAAUGUUAGCCACAUGGAAUAUCAGCAGUAAGGAUACAUCUACAAUCAUCCCAGUGCAGGUAUCUCACACUCCAGAGGAUCCCUUUGAAUGUAAUGAUUUGGGAGAAGAUUUCAUAUAUAGCUCAACACUGAGUCAGCAUUUGUUAACUCACAUGGAAAAGAUACCCUGUAUCAGCAAACAGUGUCAGAAACCCCUCAGUGACCAAUCAUACCUUAAUCAGCAUAAGCAGAUCCACACUAGAGGUAAGUCAUGUGAGUGCCAUCUGUGUGGGAAAGCCUUUAGUAAUUGCUCUAGCCUUAGAAGACACGAGAUGACUCACACUGGCGAGAAACCCUAUGAAUGCCAUAUCUGUGGGAAUGCCUUUAUUCAAAGCUCUGACCUUAGAAAACACAAUCUCACUCACACUGGAGAGAAACCAUAUGAAUGUCAUCUCUGUGGGAAAGCCUUUAGUCAGUCCUCUAACCUCAGACAGCAUGAGAGGACCCACACUGGGGAGCAACCUUAUGAAUGUCAACUGUGUGGGAAAGCCUUCAGUAAAUGUUCUGCUCUUAGACGACAUGAGAGAACUCACACUGGAGAGAAACCUUAUGAAUGUCAUCUCUGUGGGAAAUCCUUCAGUCAGUGUUCUGCCCUUAGACGACAUGAGGGAACCCACAAUGGAGAGAAAAGUAUGAAUGCCUUCAGUAAAUAUUCUGACCUUAGAUGAUGUGGUAACAAAGGUUAUAAAUGUAGAGGAGACUUCAACCAUAGCUUUAGCAUUUAAACACACAGAGGACUCACAUUGAAGAAGCACUGCAAUCAAUGUGAAAGAUCCUUCGUUCAUCUGUACUCAUUUUGACAUCUGCAAACUUAAGUAGAAGAGAAUCUGUGUGACAUUUAUGUGGCAAAACCUUCAAUGAGUGGUCUGAUCAUAGAUGACAAUAGAGAACUCAUACUGUAAAUAUAAGGAAUGUGGAAGUCUUUAACAACAACUCUAAACUAUAAACACACUAGAGAGCUUGGAGGGAGAACCCAGGUCUAUAAUCAAGGUGAAGAUGCUUUCAUCUAUAAUUCAUGGUUAAGCAACAUGAGCAAAAUCCAUUUGGGAAAACACCUAGGUGUUUAAUCACUGAACAAACAUUCAGGCAAGCAGUCUUUUUUUUUUCUUUUUAGGGCUGUACCUGCAGCAUAUGGAAGUUCCCAGGCUAGAGGUCGAAUUGGAGCUGCAGAUGCCAGCCUACACCAAAGCCACAGCAACACGGGAUC
This is a messenger RNA of Phacochoerus africanus (Common warthog), 2628 nucleotides long. RefSeq names its product zinc finger protein 705A-like. The record is from RefSeq and is a predicted model, not a curated record. The transcript is spliced from 11 exons. Gene Ontology annotation, molecular function: RNA polymerase II cis-regulatory region sequence-specific DNA binding; DNA-binding transcription factor activity. Gene Ontology annotation, biological process: regulation of transcription by RNA polymerase II. Lineage: Eukaryota; Metazoa; Chordata; Mammalia; Artiodactyla; Suidae. Bases 1124 to 2089 code for a protein of 321 amino acids.